This is a messenger RNA of Solea solea (common sole), 4605 nucleotides long. RefSeq names its product WD repeat domain 37 (gene wdr37). The transcript has 15 exons. NCBI's taxonomy places the organism in Eukaryota, Metazoa, Chordata, Actinopteri, Pleuronectiformes, Soleidae. Gene Ontology annotation, cellular component: preribosome, large subunit precursor. Bases 380 to 1966 code for a protein of 528 amino acids. The record is from RefSeq and is a predicted model, not a curated record. Gene Ontology annotation, molecular function: protein binding.
UCUGAAAAUUUCGAUUAAAAUGUGUUGCCAAACUGAAGUCACACGUUGACUACGUGUUUGUCAAUACAAUGCUUACUCAUAUAUAGCUAAAGAACGUUCCUCCACUCACUACCUUCUCUGUUCGAUGCCGUUUAUUAGUCGCCACAGUGACGGUGCUAUGUGGCGGCUAGCCGUGCUAGCAUGGAGCUAACCCCGUUCCCACACCACCUCAGUGCUGGACGAGGGUAAAGGCAGAGAGGCAGUGACAGGCUGCGGUGAGUGUCGGUAGGUGGCGAUAACACACAGACGAAACCUACCCAGCAGCCAACCAGCGAGCUUGUUUACCUGCUUCUCAGGUAGGACUUGAGCAGGGGGCAGGGCCUCCCGGCAGCUAGGAGGGAUGCCUGUUGAGGGCGGAAGCAGCAGCGGCUCUGCUUCAGCAGCCCGCCACCCCAAGCAGAAACGCAAGGCUCACAGUUUGUCUAUCCGGCGCACCAACAGCACAGAGGACAGGCCCCUGGGCAUCCACAGAGGAGACAUGCUGGAGGGUCAGGAAUCCAAGCUGCCACUCUCUUUACGGAGCAAUCUUCUCGACCUUUUCGGACAAAUAGAGCGCGAGUUUGAAAAUCUGUACAUUGAAAACCUUGAAUUACGCCGGGAAAUCGACUCCUUGAAUGAGCGUCUGACCGGAGAUGGACAGACUGUUGAGGGAGGAGAUCCCACCAAGGGAGCCUUGAAAACAAAAGCCAGCCACAGCACCAGUCAACUGUCACAGAAGUUGAAGACGACCUACAAAGCAUCUACCAGCAAGAGCUUGUACACUUUCCACGGCAAAAUAGGUGGACCUCGCAACUUCAGUGUGGCCUCAUGGGAGUUGUGGGGCGGAGAUUCAUGGAUUGUUUCCAGUUUCAAAGCCACCGCAGGCUCCCGGGCCUUGUGCCAGCUGCUCAAGGAAUAUGUGGGUCACCGGGAUGGGAUCUGGGACCUCAGUAUCACCCGCACUCAGCCGGUGGUCCUGGGCACUGCCUCUGCAGACCACUCAGCUCUGCUGUGGAGCAUAGAGACUGGGAAGUGUCUGCUGAGGUAUGCAGGUCAUGCUGGAUCAGUUAACUCCAUCAAGUUCCACCCCACAGAGCAGAUGGCCCUCACAGCCUCUGGAGACCAGACAGCUCACAUCUGGCGCUACAUGGUGCAGCUUCCUGUCCCCCAACCACCACCAGAUGUCAGUGCCCUAUGUGAUGAUGACCAGGACUCAUCAGACAGAGAGGAAGGAGAGGUGGAUGGAGAGGGACCCUGUGAGGUUCCCACUGUCCGGGUGGCCACGGCAACACUGAAGAGCCACCAGGGUGUAGUGAUUGCAGCUGAUUGGUUGGUUGGAGGCCGACAAGUGGUGACCGCUUCCUGGGAUCGUGCUGCCAACCUGUAUGAGGUGGAGACAUCUGAACUGGUUCAUACACUGACUGGCCAUGACCAGGAGCUGACCCACUGCUGCACCCACCCUACUCAGCGGCUGGUGGUCACUUCAUCCAGAGACACCACCUUCAGACUGUGGGACUUCAGAGACCCGUCCAUCCACUCUGUCAACGUCUUCCAGGGACACACUGACACGGUGACGUCGGCUGUGUUCACGGUGGGCGACAAUGUGGUUUCGGGGAGCGAUGACCGCACUGUCAAGGUGUGGGAUUUGAAGAACAUGAGGUCGCCUAUAGCAACCAUCCGCACUGACUCGGCUGUGAACAGGAUCAGCGUCUCUGCCAACCAGAGGAUCAUCGCUCUGCCACACGACAAUCGACAAGUCCGGCUGUUUGACAUGAGUGGACAGAGGCUGGCCAGACUUCCACGCAGCAACAGAAUGGGUCACAGGCGUAUGGUGUGCUGCACAGCGUGGAACGAAGAGAACCAGUCGUGCAAUCUGUUCACCUGCGGCUUUGACCGACAGGCCAUCGGCUGGAACAUCAACAUCCCCGCACUGCUGCAGGAGAAGUGAAGCCACUGACACACAUAUACACGCACACACACACAGAUCAGCAUCUAUUAUAUAUACACAAUAUGGAACAAACACACACUGUAAUCUGUGGACCUCGUACACGCUCAUACGAUUAAAGUGUUUACCCUGUGAAACAUGUUUUCUGUGAUGAGCUUCACAGCUUCUCAGCAGCUGGGCAAGAAGGUGUGAAAUAUAUUGUUCAUCACAGUCAGUGUAGUUGUUGUAUUUUUUGUUGUUUUAUGUGAGACAGCAUUGACUGAUAAGAGGGUUAGUAUUCAUAUUAUUAAUAUUCUGUCAUUGUGCACAUGUGCAGACUGUCUCCCGACAUCAAGUCCACCAUUUGAAAAUCCAGUGUGUACUAUGCCACAGAGCUGCUCCUCUGUAUUUGAGCCCCUCACUUACUGAGCAUGGAUUGUGAAUAGUGCCAGGCUGAUCCAUUCAUCUCUGGCCCUCUCUGUUGAAAAGACUAUAAAUCUGACUCCACAGUCACACGCUGCUCCUCACAUCACUGCUGUUUGGUUACUGCUGAAUGGAAGCUCUUGCAUGUAGAUAAACUAUGAUUAAGAGGCCAGGACAUUUUGUAGAAUAUGAUUUAAAGACAUUAUGUAUAUGCUGUAUGAAGGUGUGGCUAGGAUGUUGCUCAUUAAAGGGAUGGCUCAGGGUUUUUUUUUGAUGUGUGGAUGCAUGAGGUAUUGAGGUAUGGUCAACACUGACCUCACGCAGCAUAAAGGCAGCAACAGAAGGAAAAACUAUUGUUAAGACUUGUCUCAUAAAAUCUAUUCCUGCUUAUGUUCGCCACUUAAUCCCAGUGUUUUUCAUUUUAGAUCAGGCCAAAGUCCAUAGAGAAAAUCCCUUAUGUAAAUCCAACCAAAGGAUUUCAAACAAUAAAGUCACAAUAUGACACUGUGGCAAGUGACAAGUUGCUGAAGGCAGCACCAGUGGAUUAACCAAUCCUGUUCGCCAUGACAAAAAAUGGCAGAUUUUCACUGUGGACUUAAGCGCAGGCAGUGAGCGCUUUACAAAUGUGCAUUUCCAGUCUUCGGGUGCCUUAAAUGCAGGGGAAAAGUGACAAAGUGGCAUUGUUGAGAUGACUUAAGCAGGUUUAUGUUUUAUUAGGCAAGCCUUUUUCUGUCCCUGCUGGCAGCCAUUUUAUGAGUGAGAGCAAGUGUCCAGCUCCCAGGCCGGUUCACGGAAACAGGCGCACUAAUUAAAAAAUCUGAGCUAUGCCUUUAAUGGAUUUCGGUCUGGGUAAAUAAACAGAAAAUCCACCUUUUUAAAGGUGAAACUUGGAGGCGACAACAUAGAGUCUGUGAAAUGCUUUUAUUAUUUUUGUCAAGCUAGGAAUAUUUGUUAUUAUGGAGCCAAACAUAUCAUAUUCAGACCUGUGACUUCUGUCUUAAAUGGUUUAAACGGGGUCCUGCUCUCCUGUCUGAUUUCACUUAUUAAUAUUCUUUGCCUUUUUACUUUUAAACGCUUUCAUUUCACAGCCAGCCUACGUCUAUAUUGAAGAUACCGUGACUCUGCCUUGUUCUGUAGGUUUUUAUUUUAUUUUUAUUUUUUUUAUUGCUUUAUUCUGCCUUUCUGUCAGGAUGAAUUGUGUCAAGCAGAGCAUAGCAAUAAUUGGAAAACAACUGCACUUCUAUUACUCUGUGAAUGAAAAUGUGUUCAACAUAAUCAUAAUAAUAAUGCCAUAUGAAAUAUUCACCUGAGGCUGCAGCAGGUGUCUUGUUAUCACACAUCCAUCCUUUUCAGCCUGUUGCCAACUCUGUAUCGCUGUGUUUUGUGAUCUGGAGUGACUCAUUUCUGUGCUUCUAUGUCAUAUUAUCAAAAAUAACUGAACCCAUAUUUUGCUGUAGAUGAAGCUUUCUGGUCUGUGACAACUUAAAACAGAAGCAAUAACCCUGCUCCUUGGUGUUUUCAGUCCUCAGAGUGUGAACCCCAUGUUGUUGUUUUUUCACUAAAUAUGACGUUCACACUGAAUCUCUGUUUGAAAGACGACUGUAAAGUCAUUACUUGUUACACAUGUGCAAUAUCCUAAACAAUGAAGUCAUGCUGUUGUUUCUCACCUUCAGAUGUUUAAGGCGUCUCUGUGCUGUAAAUCCAAUGAUACUUGUUGUACCCGUGUAGCUGUAGCUCAAUAUACAUACUGUAGAUCUACAUUGGCUUCAGAUGACACUUCACUACCGUUUCUACCAACAAUAGGACCAGGAUCCUACUUCAAAGUAGCAUGAACUUAAAAAAAAAUAAUUCCCCUUAUCCACCUGAGCAUCGAUGCGCUUUUCCAAAUGCUUGUCAAACAGCUAAUCGUGUUCCACUGCAUAGGAUUUUUGCUGUUUUCUCAUGCAGGCAGCUCUGGCUCACACCCUUUGGUGUCUGUGUCAGUUUAAUCUCCAGGUAGAAAGAACAAGGGACGUGUCAUUUGUGCCCCACAUAUGAAUCCUAACUGAAAUCCGCAGUUGGGUCCAUGCAUUAAAUUACUAUGUGCUACAUUUGAGGAGGUAAAAAUGGUGACAGGCCUCACGUCAUUGUAGUGAAUCAUCUUCGCCUCAAACUUCAUUACGUGAACUACUUUGCAUACUUUGUUGUGACGGGUACGUGCUCUCUGACACUUUCCAAUAAAAAAUGUGUGAUUUCCUUUU